This is a messenger RNA of Oikopleura dioica, 618 nucleotides long. NCBI's taxonomy places the organism in Eukaryota, Metazoa, Chordata, Appendicularia, Copelata, Oikopleuridae. The record is from the annotation of a GenBank genome assembly.
AUGACAAACGAAACAUCGGCGGCUCUUCUGUACGGGAUUCUUCCGAAGAUUCGUGGGAUUUGUGGAAAAGAUCAGCAGGCAGAGAAGGCCCUCAUCCAAACCUUUUUGAAAGCAGAGAAACAUGCUCCAGGUUUCUCAGAAGACUUCAUGCGUUCCUUCCACAAACAGACGGACGGAACACCGUAUCCUUACGAGGCAACUAUUCUAGCUACUUCGAGUCAACACUUGCGCGAGUUUCAGCUUUCAAAUGACAGCGAGCUAGCUCCGUUGAUACAGUCUCGAGCGGACAACCUGAAAAAGAUUCUUUCCUCGAUACCACGAGUCAUUCCAGACCGACCCAUAUUUCUUCAAACGAUCAAAGACAUUGCUUCAAACAUUCGAAUGCUUCUCGACGCACUGAACAAUAAGAUUGACAUCAAUCGCCAGAAAAGCCGUGCGAGCACUGACAGGCUCGACUUGCAGAAACGAGAAUUCGUUCGCUUCUCGAAGAGGUUUUCCGAAGCGCUCAAGGAAUACUUCCAAGAUCGGUGCGACGAGAGAAAGCGAGGGGUGUUCCGUGAGGCAAACCGACUUCUUCACCAAACCAAUCAAGUGCUCAAUACGCUCCGCCACAACUGA